AAGAGAAGAAGAGAGAAGACGGAUGGGUGGCAUCGAGCUAACCCUCACCUUCCUCUUCCUCGCUCGACCAGCUAUAUCACACACCUCUUUCUCUACUUCCUCAUACCAAGAUAACUAACAGCAGUACCGUUGUGUUGAAAGAUGGAUUCGGUUACAUCGAUGAUCAGUAGGACAAAGUCGGACCAACUGGAGAAGGUUGCAGCGUCACAGUCGAUAAGCCGCACGGCCUCUGCUGAAACGAUUCUGACCUCAAACACUAAUGGGGAGCCGAGCUUAUCCAGGAAGUCGAGCUUCGGGAAGAAAACAGUGGGAACUUCACCGGGGAGGAAAGUCGGGCACCACAGUCGGAAAUCACGGAGCGGACAGCUGAAGCUAGACUUGGAAGAUGUGAGCAGCGGUGCCGCCUUGAGCAGAGCUUCCAGUGCCAGUCUGGGCUUCUCCUUUUCAUUCACCGGCUUCACUGCCCCUCCCGAAGACAUCAUUGCGGAUCUGAGGUCUUUCAGUGAUGAUGACAAUGGAAAGGAUCCAGAAGCUGGACACAUGAAGAAAAAGAUAAUAUCAGAGCCAACUGUGCCAAUAUAUAUAAAGUUUACAGAGGUUAGAUACAAGGUAAUCCUCAAAGGAGUAACAACAACCACUGAGAAAGAUAUCCUCAACGGAAUUACAGGUUCAGCGAGCCCCGGAGAGCUUCUAGCCCUAAUGGGACCUUCUGGUAGCGGAAAAACCACUCUCCUGAGCCUCCUCGGAGGAAGGAUACGUGGCAAUUUGGUCGAAGGAACCAUAACUUACAAUGACGAACCAUACACCAAGUCUCUAAAGCGCAGGAUAGGAUUUGUGACUCAGGAUGAUGUUCUCUUUGCACAUCUUACUGUGAGAGAAACACUAACUUAUGCAGCUCUCCUUCGUCUUCCAAACAAAAUGAGUAGACAGCAGAAGGAGGAGAGGGCAAUGGAUGUCAUCUAUGAGCUAGGACUUGAAAGGUGCCAAGACACCAUGAUUGGAGGAUCUUUUGUACGAGGAGUCUCAGGAGGUGAAAGGAAGAGGGUCUCUAUUGGGAAUGAAAUUAUUAUUAACCCAUCUUUGCUGCUUCUUGAUGAACCCACCUCUGGUUUGGAUUCAACAACAGCCCUAAGAAUAAUGCAAGUUUUGCGUGACAUAGCCGAGGCUGGAAGAACAGUUCUAACCACAAUUCAUCAGCCAUCUAGCAGACUUUUUCAUAGAUUUGAUAAACUGAUCCUUCUUGGAAAAGGUAGUUUGUUAUAUUUCGGGAAAGCAUCAGAAGCACUGGUCUACUUUUCAUCAAUUGGGUGUUCUCCUCUCAUUGCAAUGAACCCAGCAGAAUUCCUACUUGAUCUUGCUAAUGGCAACACAAAUGAUAUUUCAAUACCUUCAGAGCUAGAGGAUAAAGUGCAGAUAGAAAACCUUGGAAGCGAUAUAAGAAACGACAAGCCAUCUCCAAAAGAUGUGCAUGAGUACCUGGUGGAGGCCUAUGAGACUAGAGUUGCUGUUAAGGAAAAAAAGAAGUUAAUGGCACCUCUUCCUAUAAGUGAAGAUUUGAAGGUCACUGUGUCAUCACCAAGAAGAGAUUGGGGUGCAAGCUGGUUGCAACAGUACUCCAUAUUGUUUUGGAGAGGAUUAAAAGAAAGACGACAUGAUUACCUAAGUUGGAUGAGAAUCACUCAAGUUAUUGCAACUGCAGUAAUCCUAGGUUUACUUUGGUGGCACUCCGAUAGCACAACCCCAAAAGGUCUGCAAGAUCAGGCAGGAUUGUUGUUCUUUAUUGCUGUCUUUUGGGGCUUCUUCCCGGUUUUCACGGCAAUCUUUACAUUUCCACAAGAAAGAGCAAUGUUAAAUAAGGAAAGAGCAGUUGACAUGUACAGGCUAAGCGCUUAUUUCAUGGCCAGGACAACAAGCGAUUUGCCACUGGACCUGUUCCUACCAAUAAUAUUCCUGCUAAUUGUAUAUUUCAUGGCAGCAUUAAGGCAGAGUGUGGAGGCCUUCUUUCUUACUAUGUUAAUUGUAUUUCUCAGUAUUGUUGCUGCCCAGGGACUAGGAUUGGCAAUCGGAGCCUCACUAAUGGACGUCAAGAAGGCAACUACUUUAGCUUCAGUUACAGUAAUGACCUUUAUGCUCGCUGGUGGAUUUUUUGUGAAGAGGGUUCCAGUAUUCAUAUCAUGGGUCCGCUACAUGUCUUUCAACUAUCACACUUACAGACUCUUACUCAAGGUGCAGUAUGACCAAGCACCACUCUCUCUAAAUGUUACUCACCUCAACAAUGGUGUUAUAGAAGUUGGAGCCAUGAUAGCAAUGGUGUUUGGUUACCGACUCUUGGCAUACAUUUCCCUAAGAAGAAUGAAUCUUCAUCAUGCUGCUUAAGCAAGAAUGCACGGAGGAAAUUUUUCAUCUCCAGCAAAUCAUAGUUUGGAAAGACCCAAGCCCAAAGAGAAGGAUGCAAAAAAGGACUUUUAGUAGAGAUUUUAAUUUCUAUACUAUCCAUCAUUUGGAAUUUGUAAAACAUCGUGCUUUAGAAGAUAUGAAAUGAAGAGGUUGAGCAGAAAUUGUGCAAAUAUUUUCCUCACCGGAAAAUUAGUUGCAGACGUAAGAAGAUAUUGGAACCUAAAAUUUGUUUAAACCAAUA
Messenger RNA from Musa acuminata subsp. malaccensis (wild Malaysian banana), 2638 nucleotides. Its product is annotated as ABC transporter G family member 22. The record is from RefSeq and is a predicted model, not a curated record. NCBI's taxonomy places the organism in Eukaryota, Viridiplantae, Streptophyta, Magnoliopsida, Zingiberales, Musaceae. Gene Ontology annotation, biological process: transmembrane transport. Gene Ontology annotation, cellular component: plasma membrane. Gene Ontology annotation, molecular function: ABC-type transporter activity; ATP hydrolysis activity; ATP binding.